GCAAACAUUCACCAACUGCAGCUUCGUUAGGUUAUGGCUGCUAAGUACGAUAGGCCUAACAGGGCUGAAGAUAACCAAAUGGUAAUUGGAGACAACGGCGAAGCGGCAAAAGCGAGAACAGGAUAUCACUACGCUGACGAGAGUACCGACGGAUUGGGAAUUUGUGGAUGGGUUCUGACGAUAUUCGCUUGGUUCCUAGCUCUAGUCACUUUUCCGCUGUCACUUUGCGUUUGUAUGAAGGUUGUGCAAGAAUAUGAAAGAGCCGUGAUUUUCCGACUUGGACGUCUCUUAUCCGGAGGAGCUAAAGGUCCAGGAAUUUUCUUCGUUCUACCCUGCAUUGAGAGCUAUACGAAGGUCGAUUUAAGAACAGUCUCGUUUGAUGUGCCGCCUCAGGAGGUUCUGACCAAGGACUCUGUUACAGUCUCGGUAGACGCUGUCGUCUAUUAUCGAGUUAGUAACGCAACGGUUUCUGUAGCAAAUGUCGAGAACGCUCACCACUCGACUCGCCUUCUAGCGCAAACUACUCUUCGAAAUGUUCUGGGGACGAAAAACUUGAGUGAAAUACUCAGCGAAAGGGAGGCUAUCAGCAAUUCGAUGCAGCUAAUUUUGGAUGAAGCCACGACUAACUGGGGUAUUAGAGUGGAAAGAGUAGAAAUAAAAGACGUUCGGCUACCUGUUCAAUUGCAAAGGGCCAUGGCAGCAGAAGCAGAAGCCGCUAGGGAAGCCAGAGCUAAAGUAAAAACUUUUAAUUUAUUUCAUUUUUCAUCUCGUUAUUAAAUGACAAUUAAUUUAAUUUUUAUCUAUACGCUUCCUCUACACACCUACCAUCACUUCAAAACUGCAAAUAACUAGGUGAUAGCAGCCGAAGGUGAAAAUGACUCAGCGAGAGCUCUGAAAGAGGCCGCAGACGUUAUGGCCGAAAGUCCUGCCGCCUUACAACUAAGAUAUCUACAGACACUAUCAACAAUCUCAUCGGAAAAGAAUUCUACCAUUAUUUUCCCUUUACCGAUAGAGCUCAUAUCACACUUUUCGUCCAAAUGAAAUUUCAAAAGGCAGUAAUUCUUCUGCAACUCAACUGUUUAUUUUAUCACUCAUUUAUCUCCUUUUCUUUUUACUUCAUAUGCAUUUUUUAUGUAAAGAAAAGGGAGAAAAGAAAUAGGACAUAGGACUUAAGAAACAACUAAAAAUAUAUAAUAUGACGGACAUUGAAGAUUUAUUAUACUAAAGAAUUUUACUAAAAAAUACUAUCUAUUUUUUAACGAUUUAUUUCAUACAAAUAACUCUCUCUCUCUCUUUCUCUCUCUCUCUCUCUCUCUCUCUCUCUCUCUUUCUCUCUAUCUGUAUAGACAGUAUAUAUAUAAAGAGGGACAGAGAAGGAAAACACUAAUGAAAUUCACUUAUCGUAUUUAAUAAAGAUCUCACUAUCUUUGUUUUGUUUUGUGUCUAUUAACAUUUUGCCGUUCACACUUUGUACGUAACCUCUUUUUUUUCUUAAAAUGAUAAAUAGGUUGUGACCUAUUUUAAGUUCAAAUAAAAAGAGUGUUUCGAAACAAGCUAUAAAACUGCAAACACGGACUGAUUUCUAUAAGAAAAGUGUACAUUUUACGAUUCUACCUGUAUACACCCACAUACGCUUAUAUUUGCGUAUUAUACUACAUAUAUGAUGUUUUGAUUCAAUGCAAAGACAUGAUUAAUUGAUAAAAAGAACGAAAAAAUAAACACUUGUAUUGAUGUAAGAAGAUGAUGUCUUUCUCAUUCCCUCUUUGUCCCUUAAUACUUUUCUUAUAGUUAGAAAAUGUAUAUCAUGGGAACUGAUAAUCGUUUUACUUUGACGGCUUUUAGACUAUAAGUACUUAUCUGGAAGACUACAACCCUUCAGAAUUAUUAAAUCUUGUAUAUAUCUAGCAAACGCACAAAAAUUUACGUAAAUGAUAAAAAAUAUCAUAUGAUUUAUAGUUAUGGGAGGAUCAACGUAACGAUUUAUAUGAUG
This is a messenger RNA of Dimorphilus gyrociliatus, 1990 nucleotides long. The record is from the annotation of a GenBank genome assembly. Lineage: Eukaryota; Metazoa; Annelida; Polychaeta; Dinophilidae.